This is a messenger RNA of Diorhabda carinulata, 4748 nucleotides long. RefSeq lists its product as uncharacterized. Bases 352 to 1014 code for a protein of 220 amino acids. The record is from RefSeq and is a predicted model, not a curated record. The transcript is spliced from 5 exons. Lineage: Eukaryota; Metazoa; Arthropoda; Insecta; Coleoptera; Chrysomelidae. Gene Ontology annotation, molecular function: GTP binding; GTPase activity.
AAUGUGGAAGGAGCAAAGGUAACGUAAUCAAAACCAUCGAACCAUAAAUGUUAUCGACCGAAAAUCGCAAUCUAAGUAUCAGUAAUUAUUCUGUGUGAAAAUGAAUAAGAUUUUAUAAUACACUUGACUUAUUUUAGUAUUGUUUAAAACCAUCAAAUAAUUCGCGUUACCUCAAGUAUUUCCCACAUGCAUGACUAAUGUGUGGUCCACACUGUCACUGUUGUCAGUAGACUGGAAUCAUCUGAUUCACGUAAACAGAGGAAAUAAAACGAGAAAAGUGUAGUUUUUCUUAAGAAUCUUGAAUGAAAAUUUUUAAAUUUGUGUGUUUUCGUGAACAGAUGUUUAUUAAGUAUGAAACAUAUUGUUGGAAAAGUUGUUUUGCUGGGCCAUCAAGGUGUUGGUAAAACUGCAACUGUGACGAGAUAUGUGGAAAAAUCUUUUAGUCAACAAACAGCUCCCACAGUGGGAGCAUCAUUUUUUACUUGUAAAGUGAAUACUGAAGACCAUUUAGUAACCCUGCAGAUAUGGGACACUGCAGGUCAAGAGCGUUUCAAAGCAAUGGCGCCCAUGUUCUAUCGGAAUGCAAAUGCUGCUUUAUUGGUAUUUGAUAUAACAUCACAAGCAUCUUUUGAAAGCAUAAAAAUGUGGGUACAAGAGCUGAAAGGAAACGUUUAUGAACAAAUGGUGCUGUGUGUAGUAGGCAAUAAAAUCGAUUUAAACGACCAAAGACAAGUAACACGCGAAGAGGCAUUAGCUUAUGCAAACAGUAUAAAUGCAAUAUAUUUAGAAUCGUCAGCGAAGACUGAUUAUGGCAUUGGUAUGGUUUUUGAAAAAAUUGCUCAAGGACUGUUGAGGUUACAAGGUCUCAAUUCAACGCUCAAAGUAUUUGAAGAUGAUAUGAUGGCGAAAUCGAGUGAAUUAGAACCAACCGACACAGCAAAAGAAGAAACUGUAAAUAUUAGUAUAAAAAAUAUUGCUCAUGGUGAUAGUGUUAACCGUAACGGUUGUUGUUGAGGAUAUUGUUAUUAAUAUGUAUGAAAUUAAAAAAAAAGAUAACUAGACAUGCAUACAAUUCACAAUUACUGAUAUGAAAUUUGGUUUGUCGAAAUUGUUGAUUUUUUUAAAAAACAAUUUGAAAAUCAUUUCAAUCAGUAUAGUAAAUAUUCAAAGUCACUCAUUCAUGUGAAAACAAAUUCUGAGACUCACUUACAAUAUAAUUUCUUUGCAAGAUUAGUAAAAUUAAGUUGCAAUGUUUUUAUUUUCAAAUUUGAGUGAAUUAAAAUAUUCUUGUUACAUUAUAAGGGGGUGAAAUUAGCAUCUUUUAUAACAUACAAAAUUUUUUUUUGUAAAAUGAAAAUCUAAUUGAACAUAUUUUGUUGAAAACACUUCUUGAUAUAAAAUUUUUUUUCCAUAAUAAUUUGGCAUUUAAUAAUUGUUAAGAAGGCAAAUAUGUUAAAUAAUAUUUUAUUUUUCAUAAGUUUGAAGGAAGAUCCAUCAAAUUCCAUAUGGACAAUCACCUCCUAAAUCGUUUAACAUAAAUUUAGAAACGCACUGUAUAUAUGGUUGACAUUACAAGUGUAGAAAUCUUGAAGUCUAGUUGGAUAUUGACUGUAACCUCGUCAAAUCUUGUCAAUUAUAAUUCACAAAGUCUUGUCAGUUUUUUUCCGUUUCUUUGCUUUUGGUUAAAAAAUACUGUUCCGUAUCGUUAGGGCUUGUGAUCUGCCUGGACCUCCUCUAUCUCUUUCCUCUACUAGACCUCCUUCAAGCAUAACUUCGCGGAGGGAGGAUCUAGCUAUAGAGCUCUUCCAUCAGUUGCUUCUUCAGUUACGAUUUUGCUCCUUCCCCCUUUACAUUUCUUCAAAGCGAUACUUCCUCAACACCUCAGCGGCGAAUGUGCUCGUUGCUGUCCAGACAGUUUGCGUUGAUAACAUAGCCUUCAACAUAUUUUCAGGCGUCCCUACUACUCCUAUUACGGCUUAUCAGAUGGUUUCUUCCUGCACGGGUUGGGCACUCCGGAGAAUCCUCAUGUUUGAAGCACCGGUGUCCAGAGACCAUCUGGGCAAGUAGUAAUUUACCUCUCCGCGAGGGCUGCUGAGCUAAGUGUCAACUCGCGGAAUAAGUCGGUGGUGCCAUCUUCCCUUAGACGAGGCAACCUGUAAAGCUUGCCAACGACCUAUGCUAUUUCUCCGUUCAUCUCUCCUCAACUCUUCUUCGCCCAGCGCGGUAGAUAAACAUACUACGUGCUCGGAUGCUUUGCUGGCAACUCUCAGGACACUCAAACGAAAACUGAAGUGACCCUCCUUACUGGCUCCUGCGUUUGUUAUGUGCUCUUCUUCUCUAUUUUGGAUCUCCUAAGUUCGGCAUAAGACGAGAUAAGAUGUUCCUUACUGCAGAGGCUUUUCCUCUCAAGAUGUUUACUUGGUUCUUGAAAUUUAGGCAUCAAUCAUAGCUCAUCUUAACGGAUAAAAGGUUGGGAUGUGAUCUCCUGCUCCCCGACUUGCAGUUCCAUUCCUGCUGAUCAUAAAUAUAGCCUCUGUUUUGUGCUCUUCCGCUAGUUUCAGGUCGACUGUGUCCAUCCACAUUUUCAAGGACUGUGGUGCUUUACUACAAUUACUAUGGUCACGUCGUCCGCAUAAGCUACGAGGCUCGCCUUCCCCGGUCGUAUCAGCUUUAGUGGCCCAUCAUACAGGAUGUCCCACAAGAGAGAACCUAGGACUGAGUCUUGAGAUAUCCCUCCAAUGACUUUGUACUCCUUGGGAAAAGUCUUGUCAGUACCUCUAGAUAUCUGAUGGGGAAUGUAGGGGAUGAGAAAAGGUUUCACUUCGUGAAAUAGAAGAACUACGCCGAAACAUAAAUUGGUCCUUAAAUAAAUAAAAGUAUAAUUUUGUAAAAAUCAAAAACAAUGAUAUUGGAAAAAAGAAAACCAAUUUGAUUAUCUUAAUUUUUGGUCUCUUUCCUGUGAAAAGCAGUUCGAAGUAUUUAUUUUACUUAUUUAUUUUAUUUUAUUUAUUUUACGUAUUUUCUGUUCUUUUCUAUUAAAAUCUGACUCAAGAGAAAGAGUAUUUCUAUUUCACUCCAUUUUUAAAACCGUCUAAUAUGGCACACUUCUCAGUUAUUGGUAAAUUUUUGUCUUUGUUUUUUGGCAGUGGAACUAUUGUUAUAACCUCCAAAAACACGUGGCUCUCGAGUAACGUCUACAUGCAAGUACAUUUCAUAAAUAGGGAUAAAAUAUAAGAUGAGCAGUCAUUCAGUAAGAUUAGCCAGUGUACUGAAUAUUGAGGCUCUACUUUAUUAUUUGGGAUGGCUGUAGCUGCCAGAUCUUCGUCUUCUAUUUCAUACGCUCCCAGGUCUAGUGCUCUGGAAUUCCGUAGUGUUUUACACUUCAAGAGAAUGUGGCUAGAAGCUUCUGUCUCUGCGCAUUACAUUAUCUGCUAAGUGUAACGUCUUCAGGUGUCCAUUGAGGUGACAGUGCCCCGAUAGGACUCUUGUUAGUAUUCAUAGGUUGUUCUUACUUAUGCUGAUACAUUCUGAUCUGAUCUUUCUUCUCUGGUUAUAGGUACCCAGGAGAGUCUUGGUCUGUCUCAACUUCUGUCCCAGUAACUGGUUGGCUCCUAUCUACCUUCUUUUCCAAUGGUUCUAUUGUUCUGUAGCUGCUACUACAGAAGGGUUCAGGUCCAUUGAAGAGUCUGAUGUCUGUCCCUACUAUCGAGUCUGUCAGCUAUUUCGUUUACCUCCAGUUUGGUGUGACCCGCAUUCUAUUGGUAAUCCUAAACGAGUUUGGAUUUUAUGAUAUUGGAGCUUAGAGCUCAGGAUUUCGGGGUUCUAGACCCGUACACUCCUAUUCCAGGUCUGUACCAUUUAAUAGCAUUUCUGCUUAUUUUUCGUAUGGUGUUUUGAUCUCACUUACUGCUACAGCUUAGUAUUGAGGUCAUUUUUUUCUCAAAGCUGAACAUUUUUGGUUUUCCAUCCUAAGGCAUAAUUCAGAUUUGGUUAUUUUUUAAGGACGGUUUUUGUUUGGUGUUUUUUUUUUCCUCCACGCUUUCCAACCCUAUAUGGGGAGGUGUGGGAUUUAGUGUACCUUUUGGGCAUGAUGUCAUGGCCUGACUGCACAUAUGGAAGCCAGUCUUUGUACCUUCGAGAGAUUGUUCCUCGUGGUAUUUAAACUAGUUCUAGUAGUGAUCCUGGUAAAAUCAUCAUCAUUGCUUCAUAUCAUAUCCUUUUUUCCUGGUAAUUAAGACUAUAAGCUAGAUAUUAUAUUCCUAUUUUUAUAUUUAUAUGUUAGAAUGUUACUAAAUGACAAUAUCCACAGCAUCUAUAUUAAUGAUAUAAUUUGUAUAAAAAAGAUCUCAUGCCAUUGUUAUGGUCUAAAUUUAUACUAUGAAAUUUUUAAUAUUAUUUGUAAGUUAAAAAUUACUAUUGAUCUAUUAAAUGAGUCACAUUGUCUAUUUUACAAAUUUUUUUCCCUGAUACAAUGAAAAUAAGACAGUAUUUCUAUUUUAACUUUUUAUUUUAAUUUUAUUUGAAAUAGUAGACAAUAAAAAUAAUUUUAUAAAGUAUCGUAGAAUUUAAUGUAUAAGUUUAAAUGGUAAUUACAGAUUAAAUUCAUUUUAAUCAAUCAAAUUGUGAACAGUACUUAAGGUGCUUUUUUAAUAUUUUUAUAAGAAUACUUAAAAGAAAACAUAUAUCGGUAUAUGUUUUUUUGCAUUAUGAAUGAAAUGUAUCAUAUAACUAAUAAAUUAUUAAUUUCA